GUCCAGCUUAGCAACACAGACGCUGGGUCACACACGAAGCGCGCUAAGUAUCACAAGUGUGGACGGGUGGCCCUUUAGUGAAGUUCAUAAUCCGGCAUUUUUAACCCAAUAACUAUCAAAAUAAAGUCAUAAAAUAUAGGAAAGUUUAUUCACAAUGAUGGCCACACGCACAAGGACUCAACUACCGGUGGCCACUGCCACGGUAGGCCCUGCAAAUUGGCGACAAUCCACCAUCAAAGAAAUCAAAGUUUCACAGUCCACCGUGGACCGGAGCGAUAAAGGGCUGGACUUGGGCCGGUCCAUAGACCCACUUCCUGCCCUCCGUGACAACUGCGCCCAGCAGAGCAACACUGUGGUCCAUUCCUACGUCCGAGAAACCCGAGCAGUCCUGGUGAAACUCAGGGAGAGUUUCCUGGACACGAACGAGGAAAUCAAGUGCCUCCUCCGCGGGAAAGAAGCUCUGGAGAAGAAGCUGGAGCACAUUCGAAAGGACAUCAGUCUGAACAAAAUGAGCACAGAGAUUCGCUGCACCCGGCCAGGAAGAGAGAGGGAGCGUGAUGGAGCAGACACUCUGUUAGACCGAGAGCAGCGCCACUUGCUGCAGCUCAAGAAAGCUUUGGAAGCUCAGCUGAGAUCGGUUCAGAAACAGCUACAGAUUCUGGAUCAAGUACGCAAGAGACUGAACGCCGUCAUCCAAGAGCGUAACCGGGUCCUUGACCUCAUCUGUCACGCCGUUUCCUCCGUCACCAACGGCCGCGCGUCGCGCAACAACGGCCGCCUCUCGCGUCAAGAAAAGAGCAUGACGAUGACGUUUGGUGCCAACAGCCUGGGCUACACCCGCCAGAUUGACCAGAACAUGAACGGCAACAAUGGGCGGUACAGUAAACAGGAUGGGGCUGAGGGGGAGGGGGAGGAGCUACCCAUUGACCCCCUAGGGCCUUACACCCCCGAGGCCUCCGCAGCAAUUGACCAGGCGAGGGAGGCACGCCACCGAUCCAUGGGGUUGAGACGAGAGAUCCGCGACGCGAUUGAGAACACCGAACGCCUUCAGGAGACGGCCCACAAAGCUGUGAACAGCGGGAUGAACAAGAAAGUAGCUGAGACCAUAACACUGCGGCAACACCUGACAGUAGCAGCUGGUGAGAAUCGUCACGGAAUCCAUCGCGCCCAGCGCUGGUACGACUCCACGGACCGAGCGCGCUACUACACCGUAGGCCCCGAAAUGCAGUCUGAUCUAGAGAUGAGAGAGAGAUUGGAUCGGCCGCUAGUCCGCGUCUAUCAACGUCAUCCAGGAACCAAUCUGCCCGAGGCACAAGAUAUCAUCAGAGGUGCCGCAGGAUUGGACCAGUCUCUACUGACGACCAGCCGCAACAUAGCCAUGCUGCAACUGACCAACAACCGUCUACAGCACGACAUAAGACACAAGAACGCAGGUGCCAGCGUGGAUUCCUCCGUUGUCAGGAUGCGGCGUCGCCUUGCCAACCAUCGCUGGGUCAUGGGAAGUGUGUAGGGAGUCAGUCAGCCUAACGAAUCAGAUACCCGAACUUUGAUCAUGUGAGAUAUUUUUUGGGGCGCCCUCUGUUGACUCCAUAUGGCAGGCACAGAAUGCAUUGCACUUUUAUGCACGUUACUGCACUGUAGAUUGGGGCGAAUUGUGCAACAUCAUUAAUAAUUUUGUAAGGAAGCAAAAAUAGCAAUAUUGGAGGUAUUUACAUUGAAACAUCUCUUCCAACUAGUAGAUUUAAUUCCACAAAAUUUCUAAUUUCACCUUGAGUAAAUUUUAGGAUUGUGUUACAAGGGGAAAAGUAGUUAAGGCCGUGGUAUCACACAAGCCAAUAAAUUGCUCUCAGAAAAAAAACUGGCAAAUAUGAAUCAACUUGAUAUGAAAAUUAUACAAAACAAAGAAAAAUAAAAGGAUAUUUUUUAGAAAGAACUGCCCCUUUUAACCAAAGAAGGAGCGUUUAAUUCUUUUCUCCCGAGAAAUAAAUUGACUGAAUUUAAACUACGUGUAUUUGACGGAUCUUUCCAAGGAAAAUUUGAUGUUAAUUAUCGGGAACAAAAUUAAGAACUCAUUACUUAAAGAUUUUUGUAAAAAAAAGAAAAAAGUGGGGCCUGAUGCAUAACACUGUACAAUAUUCAAAAGUUCACAUAAGGUUGUAUAUAAAAUUUUGACUGAAGCUUUAAUAUGUCUUGUUAACAGAGGGCGCCCUAAACCAAUAGUGAUGGUACUGAAUUAAUAAGUGCAUUGAUAAAUAUAAAAGAAAAAUUAUCCUGAACAAGUAUGCAAGUAAACAUACUUUUUAUCCAUUUAUUAAAGCAAUUGCAUGAGGCAAUUGUAACUGGUUAAAAUUCAUUUUAUGCAAAUAAACUGUACACUUAAUUAUGCUUUUUAAUUUCACAAAUUGCUUUUGUAUCACCACCAACUAUGCACAUAAUGAUAAAAAAAACGUUCAUUAUAAUUUUUUUAAGAUAAUGAAAUUUCAUUUGCCAAAUACACUUGUACUAUCGAUUCCGUCCACUUAACAUGUUUACUUUUUAUUGAGGGGAAAAGUCUUAGGGUUGGGUAAUGGUUAAGGGAGAAACUUCCAAAAUAAAAGUUUGAAAUGUUUGGUUGGUUUGGUUAUAUCUAGAAGCCUUUACGCAUGACUUGUUAUGUUACCAAAGACUGUGUGCUCGUUUUAUUUUCCUCUGUGAAGUCGAGACAGAUUUUUGUGCUCCAGGCUGCAGCUAGCUUCGGUUGCUGUCGCAUAUUUGGUGUGUUUUGAAGUCAAAAGAAGGGACAAGUGUUUGGCGAAAAGUCCAAACCAGGGUAAUUAUUUCACAGACUUGCAGGCAGGAUGAUUUGUAAAUUUAUUUUGAGGAAUGUACAUAUUACUGAUUUCAAGUUUUAAAAAAAUUAUGUCAUUAAGUUAAUAAUUGAAUUGAAUCAUGACCAAAAUUCUGUGAAUGUAUGUACGCACUAUCAAUCUAAAAAUUUCAAAAUAUAUUUAAAUUUUCUGAAUCUCCUUUGUAUUAAAGUCCAGUAGAUGAUGAAUAAAAUCUGUUCAAUUCAGGAUAAAACUAGGAUAUAUAUUACAAUUGCAACAGGGUUAAACAAUAUACAAUUUUGUUUUGUGGUGCAUUAUUUCUUCCAAAGUAAAAAAUAAGUUGCAGUGUAAACAUUUUAUUUCCAGCACUUUUCUGCAGUGCUCUGGUUUUCAAAUAGUUGAAAUUGGUGCUGUUUUUGUUGCAUUUUUUAGAGUUUCGUGGUUUUACCAUUUUUCAUUUGUCGGGUUUUCCAAAACAACUUCAUAAAUAAUACUUCCUUUUUUUUUUAGAUAACUCUGAAAAUAUGGUUGCAAGUGUUGAAAAACCUUUCAUUCAACACGUUAUGUACGCACAGAUAAUAUAGUAAAAUGUCAAAGCAUGUGCAUGCACAAUUCACAGAAAGCAUGAAUAAAAAAUAGAAAAAAAAAAGAAAUUC
This is a messenger RNA of Patiria miniata (bat star), 3463 nucleotides long. RefSeq names its product coiled-coil domain-containing protein 105-like (gene ccdc105). The record is from RefSeq and is a predicted model, not a curated record. Bases 155 to 1510 code for a protein of 451 amino acids. NCBI's taxonomy places the organism in Eukaryota, Metazoa, Echinodermata, Asteroidea, Valvatida, Asterinidae. The transcript is spliced from 5 exons.